This is a messenger RNA of Loxodonta africana (African savanna elephant), 1202 nucleotides long. RefSeq names its product carcinoembryonic antigen-related cell adhesion molecule 8-like. Gene Ontology annotation, biological process: regulation of immune system process; signal transduction. NCBI's taxonomy places the organism in Eukaryota, Metazoa, Chordata, Mammalia, Proboscidea, Elephantidae. The transcript has 3 exons. Gene Ontology annotation, molecular function: protein tyrosine kinase binding. Gene Ontology annotation, cellular component: cell surface; plasma membrane. The record is from RefSeq and is a predicted model, not a curated record. Bases 415 to 1005 code for a protein of 196 amino acids.
GAAGCCAAGAGGCAGCAGCAGUUUCUAGGGAACCUAAAUACAGACAGAAAGGAAAAGGAAAAAAGGGAAUUUACAGACCAGGAAUGAAAGGGGAGGGGAAGAGAAGGCUAUCUGGGGGAGAACCCACCCCAGCCUACUUGACCUGAGGAAGCUCCGCCCAGAAGGAGGCUCAGUGCAGAGGCAGGAAGGACAGCAGAGCAAACACGUCUGAGGCAGCAGCAUUUAUAUUUCUGGAGCCAGAGUUCUUCCCCACAGAGGGAGCAAAGAGCAGGCAGCAGAGACCCAGGGAGCCUCCCUUGGCCUCUACCCACAGACGGCGUGUCCACUGGCAGGGGUCCCUGCUCACAGUCUCACUUUUAAUCUUCUGGAGCCCAUCCAUCCCAGCCCAACCCACCAUUGAAUCGGUGCCACUCAAUGCUGCCGAAGGAAAUGAUGUUCUUACUUCCCCAUAAUCCGUCAGCAGAUCCUUUAUUCUGCGUCUGGUACGAAGGGGAAAGUAUAGGAAACGAUAAAAUUGCAUCAUAUAUACCACAAGCUCAAUCAAAUGAUUCAGGGCCUGCCUACACUGGUCGAGAGACAAUAUACCACAACGGGUCGCUGCUGUUCCAGAAUGUCACCCUGAACCACUCAGGAGUCUACACACUGCAAAUAACAACCAUACUUGGUGACAGUGAGAUAUUAGCUGGACAGAUCUGUGCAUACUUCUGGUAUCUGACAGCGGAGUUACCCACACCCUUCAUCACCAGCAACAGCUGCAACCCUGUGGAGGACCAGGACUUUGUAACAUUAAGGUGUGAUCCUAAGACUCAGAACACAACCUACCUGUGGUUGAUAAACAAUCAGAGCCUCCCAGACAGUGCCAGGCUGGAGAUGUCCUCGGACAAUAGGUUUCUCACUAUACACAGUGUCAUAAGGAAUGACACAGGACCCUAUGAGUAUAGAACCUGGAACCUAGUGAAUGUCCUCCAUAGUGACCCAUUCAUUCUGAAUGUUCUUUGUGAGUAACUGUCAUUCCCACAUGGCACAGAUUGCCAACCCAAAUCCACACUGUCAGAGCCAGGCUACAUCAGUCCUCUCAAGUCCAAGUACACUGGCCCUCAGCCCCUGGACACCCAGGCUAGCCAUGACUUCCUUACCCAGGCAAAUCUGGGCAGGCCAAGCCAUGCCACCAGACAAGGAGGGAGGGGCUGCUCCUGUGUUGA